AACAACACGGCGGUGCGACAUACUACAGGCUCAUCAGGUCGGCUAUUCUUUUUCUCCUUACAUCUUAGCUAGUUAAUCCUGCAUCAGCCAGAAGCCUAGCAGAUCAACUUCAUGCACUCUUCCUAUUCUUCCUAAAGUACGUUAUGUCCCUUAAACGCUCCGUAUGUCUAACUCAAUGACGCUACAACUAUUGAGUUCAAGCUUGUAUGGAUCCAACCAGUUGACUUUCUGAUGAACCUGAACAAGUUUUUGAAAUUGUGAAUUAGUAUUUAACUUUUUUUAUCGUUAAGAUUCUCUGCUCAGUUAGUAAAGUGAAACGUAAGGAAGGGAAGGAGAUUGACACAAGAAGUUAAGAAAACAUUAAAUCAAAACAAGUGUCAAGUAGUGUACCCACUGGAAUCCUAAUGGCUCAGAGCGAAGAAAAACCCUAUGUUUGUCUGACAUGUAACAAAGAUUUCGCCCGGAAAGCAUAUCUGAGAGAUCACCUCAGGACACAUUCAAACGAGCGGCCAUUUUCUUGCGACAUUUGUGACAAAGCUUUUAAAUGUCGGAGUAACCUCCACAUCCACAGACGGAGACACACUUGUGAGAAAUCAUUCUUUUGUAAAUACUGCAACAAGGCCUUCUUACAAAAAUAUAAUCUUCAACGCCAUGUUUUGAUCCAUGCCAACAACAAAACAUACAAGUGUGACAUUUGUGGGAGCAACUUCCUACGAAAAAGUGGCCUGCGGUAUCAUCGACGGACUCACACCAACGACAAACCCAAUGUUUGCGAAACUUGCGGCAUGUCCUUCACCCAUGAGAGCAACUUGAGAAGGCAUCAGAGUGUUCACACAACAGAAAAACCUUUCACUUGUAACAUCUGCAACAAGACAUUUUCACGAGGAGAAAAUCUGAAACUCCAUCUCAACUACGUGCACACCAACGAUAAAGUCUACCGCUGUAAAAUAUGUCAAAAGGGAUUCAGUCGGAAAUACAGCCUGAAAGUACAUGAGAGAGUUCACACAAAAGAGAGACCUUACACUUGUGAUCUGUGUGGUGAAGGGUUCACAUGCUUGAGUAAUCUGAAAAGACACCAACUAGUCCACACAAAGGGUAAACGGCAAGACUGCGACGUUUGUGGCCGGAUCUUUUUUCGAGAUGACAGUUUCAAACGCCACCGGAUGCUCCACAUCAUGCCAGUGAAAAAGCAUGCCUGCCCGAUAUGCAAGAAGUGCUUCUCCCAGCCCGGCCAUGUCAGAGAUCACCAGAGUGUCCACACCAAUGACAAACCUUUCACUUGUGAGAUUUGUGGCGGCCAUUUCGCACAUAAGAGUACCCUAAAGAACCACCAACGGGUCCACACCGGGGAAAAGCCACAUAUUUGCGACGUUUGUGGUAACGCCUUUGUGAAUCGAAGCAAUCUUAGAACGCACUUGAGAAAAAUACACUCUGUUCCAAAGGAACUCAUGCAGAGCCAUCUUUCAGUCAACACACAAAUGUAGUCACCGGCACCCCGAUGUCCAAUGCAAUACAAAGUAAAAGGCUAAAAUGUUGUGAGUGGACUUUUAAAAAGAAUUUAAAACAAUACAUUAUAUUUUAGAAGUUAUCUAUUUGAAAUCUGAGGGAAUAGACCCUUCCCAUGAAAUAUGUAAAUUGCACAUAGCGCGUGCGCACUAACGUUUUGGUUUGCAA
Asterias rubens (European starfish) is the source of this 1674-nucleotide messenger RNA. RefSeq names its product zinc finger protein 239-like. NCBI's taxonomy places the organism in Eukaryota, Metazoa, Echinodermata, Asteroidea, Forcipulatida, Asteriidae. The record is from RefSeq and is a predicted model, not a curated record. The coding region runs from base 405 to 1484 and encodes 359 amino acids. The transcript is spliced from 2 exons.